AUGCGCCGCGAAACGAGGAGCAGCCCGCCGCCAGCCGCCAGCCCCCAGUACUGGCGGUGGUGGCUGGCCUGGCCUGCCCGGCUCGUUACGCGGCUAACAGCCCCUGCUCCAGCUCCAGCUCCAGCUGCUGGUAGCGCCGCCCGGGCCAGGGCCCCCGCCGCCGCCGCCGCCGCCGCCGCCGCCGCCGCCACCGCGGCCGCCUCUGGACAGCAGUACGGAAGCGGCGCCGGCAGCUCAUUUCCCGCGCCGCGCCGCGCCGCGCCGCGCCUCCCGAGCCGGGACCGCAGCGGCCCAGGACAGGCGCCAGACCCACACGCCUGCUCACCCGGCCGCCUCGCGACUGCCCCUGUCCGUGCCCGGACCCGCUAUCAGGCGGCUACCGACGAGUGUCGUGAACAAGUCGCUAAGGACCGCGGGAACUGGGUAACUCAGCGUGGGGAGGGGGUAGAAAGGUGUUUCGUAAAGGCAAAGUUUGCCCUGAGCGCCACUCCUAGUGGAUACCACGGCCCUGUACUGAAAACCGAGACGUCGCAGAACCUGCUGCUAGCCGCCCAGACGCGGCUCUCGCUCGCACCACUAGAGGUCACCUUCCCGGCAGGUGGAUUCUCCAGGAGUGCCGCCAGCCAGCCGGGCGACGGGGGCCAGAGGCGCUCUGCCGUCGCCAGAUAA
Molecule: messenger RNA, 669 nt
Organism: Schistocerca piceifrons (Central American locust)
Lineage: Eukaryota; Metazoa; Arthropoda; Insecta; Orthoptera; Acrididae
Product: translation initiation factor IF-2-like
Exons: 3
Coding region: 1-669 (222 amino acids)
Source: RefSeq, a predicted model, not a curated record